Molecule: messenger RNA, 5466 nt
Organism: Salvelinus sp. IW2-2015
Lineage: Eukaryota; Metazoa; Chordata; Actinopteri; Salmoniformes; Salmonidae
Product: adhesion G protein-coupled receptor D2-like
Exons: 26
Coding region: 381-3605 (1074 amino acids)
Biological process (GO): cell surface receptor signaling pathway; adenylate cyclase-activating G protein-coupled receptor signaling pathway
Cellular component (GO): plasma membrane
Molecular function (GO): G protein-coupled receptor activity
Source: RefSeq, a predicted model, not a curated record
AGGUGGAAGGAGAGGGGGGAGAAGGCUGGCUGGAGGCAGAGGUGGACUGUUGGACAGAAAGGCUGUGAUUUGUACCUCCUGGCUGGCAGCAACAGACAGACGCUCCUCACCAUGUAUGGCAGUGGCUUCUCCACAGAGGCCAGUUAGCCAGCACAUGCUGGAGACUGGAGCUGGACACUGGAUGAAUGGACUGGGCAUAUGUCAGAGGACACACAGUACAUGGGAGUAGUGGUCAUCAGGACGUAAGGAGAGUUACAGCAGCCUUGGAGUAACACUGAGCAGUAAGAACUGGAGCAAGAGCAGCCUGAGUCUACAGUAAGCCCAGUUACUCAUCACAUGUUGCAGUCUGGGUCUGAGCUGUGGAACAUAGAGAAGUAGAGAUGACUGGAACCCUGCUGACUCUGGUUCUGCUCUGUUGCGUAGUGGUGCUGUGUGAAUGUGAGCCAACUCAGCCAGGGCUAGACAGAGGAGAGAGGGGCUCAGAUGAGGGCAGCAGUCUGCGCCUGGUCCAUCAAACAUCAGACUGGGUGUUCCAGCUGGUCAAUGUGUCCCUGGCCCUCUCCCAGGCAGGGAGCUUCUGCAGGGGACAGUUCAGCUCCCUCACCACCCUGGGCCAGCCUGAAGACGAGGAGGGAACCCUGGAGCUCAUCAGGCAGGCAGGCCUGCAAGGACCCGUGUGGGUCAGAGACCCCAACAGGCCAACCAGCAGGUCUCUGGCCCUUGCCAAACAGUAUGUGUUGUUCCAAGCCCUGAACUUCCCCAGGGACUCCCAGGAGGGCUACGGCCGUGUCAACAUGACGUUCCCGGCCCUGCCAGCGGUGAGCGUGUGUGUCCGCGUGCAGUGGGACCCCCAGUGGUACCAGGUGUCCACCAUGUACUCCUACGCCGCGGCCGUCUUCACCAACGAGUUCCAGCUGCGCGGGCAGUUGGACGGGGCAGGACGCAUCCUGCUGGCGCUCAUUGUUCAUGGGCAGCACCGCCCCUACAAGGCAUCCUUCCCCAACGAUGGGGCCUGGCACCACCUCUGUGUCACCUGGCGCAAGACUGAUGGCCACUGGGCCAUCUAUGUGGACGGGGAGAGGGGGGACAUGGGCUCCGGGUCUGACACCCCCAGGGACAUACAUGGAGAUGGCAUACUUAUCCUGGGGCAGGAUCAGGACUCGUUUGGAGGGAACUUCACCGAGCCCUUUGUAGGGAAUAUCACAGAUCUGAAUGUCUGGGACACAGCCUUGGAGCAGAGGCAGUUCCGUGCCCUGAAUGGCUGCUCAUCUUUGACCCAGGAUGCUAUCUUUACCUGGAGUAUAGAUAAUAUGACACGUCACCCAGUGGUUGGAGAGGUGCCAGCCAUGCUGUUCUGCCCAGCGGUCCACAGGCAGAGGGAGAUGCAAGGCUGCAGGACUCUGGAGGGCUGGUCUAGCCAACAGCUCCCCCUGUAUGACUCUGCAGACUGCUCCACCACACUGCCCUUCAUCUGCAGGACCAGCAGGGAGCGCUAUGUCAAGAUGAAGGAGUUGAGUGAGUCUCAGCGCUCCCAUCCUAGUCCCUUCAUGCACCACCUCAUGCAGAUCUCCAAUGGAAAGCAGGGCGUGGAGGGUGUGAUGGGGGGGCAGCCAGGGAUCCAGAUGAGCUGGGGUCAGGCGUCCAGUCUGCUCAACUUGUCCAGGCAGGCCCUGGAGGACACCAGGGAGGGGCUGCAGCCAGAGGACAUGCUGUCCCUGGUCCAGCUGCUAGCGCGGGCUGCAGACGUGCCCACAGACACGGCCGCGGAAGGCAACGACAGCCUUGCCACCAUCAGCGCCGGGGAGCUCAGCCACACUUUUAUCACUGUGGCUGACAGCAUCAUCAGCCAGGACAACGCCCCCAAGUGGCAGGCCAUCAAACAGGUGGUGACUGGACCGAUGGCUGUGGUCAAGAGCAUUGACCGCAUGGUGACCAGUCUGAGCACUCAGCUGAUGACGGAAACGGACCAUCUACUUAUCCACAGGUCCAACAUCAAACUGGAGGUUCAGCAGCAGAGUCUGGGAGAGGGAUCGAGCGGGCCUAAGUUCUGUGGUCCAGACGUAGAGAGCGUCACCAACAUAGACUGUAUCUCAGUCCCCACGCAGAACAUGCAGAAUCUCCAUGACAACGGCUUCCAGAAGGUGACUGUGGUCAACACGUGGUACAGUUCCCUGCGGCCUCUUUUCAACGCGGGGGAGAACAUCACCAUGAUUCCCAUCGUCACCGAUGGCAUCCAGAGGUACCUGGGCACCAUCCUGGGCUCCUCUGUCAUCUCUACUACAGUCCUGGGGGACGGACAGCCUGUCAGCAUGGCUGUGCACUUCCAGCUCCAACACAGAGCUCAAAAUUCUGCAGGGACCGUGUAUGACCCAGUCUGUGCAUUCUGGGACUUUGAUCUGAUGCCAGAGGCAGGUGGGUGGUGGUCUACUAAAGGCUGUGAGGUCAUCUCUAAACACUACGACUCCACUGUCUGCUUCUGCAACCACACCACCAACUUUGCCCUGCUGCUGCAAGUCUAUGAAGUCCAGAGGAGUCCAGAGAAUGAGAGAGCCCUCCAGGUCAUGACGUUCAUCGGCUGUGGAGUGUCCCUGUGUGGCUUACUCUUCACCUUCAUCCUCUUCUUCGCUUUGGGAGUUCCUCAGUCUGACCGCACCACUGUCCACAAGAACCUGAUCGUGGCUCUGGGGAUAGCUGAGCUGCUACUGAUGUGCAGUGACUGGGCCUCUGCUAACGAGGGUGCAUGUCUGCUGGUGACAGCCCUGCUGCACCUCUUCUUCAUGGCCUCCUUCUCCUGGAUGCUGGUGGAGGGGCUGCUGCUGUGGAGUAAGGUGGUGUCUGUCAACAUCAGCGAAGACCGCAGGAUGAAGAUGUACUACGGCAUUGGCUGGGGUCUGCCUGUUGUGAUUGUUGGUGUAACCUUGACGAUAUCCCUGGACAAGUACAAAGCAGACAGCCACUGCUGGCUCAAUGUGGAGACUGAUAUGAUUUGGGCUUUUGUGGGACCUGUUCUUUUAAUCUUGGCCGUCAAUGCAGUGGUGCUGUGCCGUGUUGUCAUGGUGACGGUGUCCAGCGCUCGUCGUCGCGUAAAGAAGCACACUCCCAGUUCAGCAUCUAAACUCCACACCUUCGACCUGACCUGGGCUGUGACACGACCAGUCCUUAUUCUACUGCCAGUGCUGGGCCUGACCUGGCUGUGUGGAGUCCUGGUGCACCUCUCCAUGGUGGUGGCGUAUGUCUUCAUUGCUCUCAAUGCUUUUCAGGGCCUGUACAUAUUCUUGGUGUAUGCGGUUUACAAUAGUGAGGUGAGGAAUGCCAUAAAGAGGAUCAAAGAGAAGAGGAAAGCCUUGUCUUUCACGAACUGUUCCCAGCCAAUCAGCUUCCUGCCGUCCCAGAGGGGUCCGGCCCAGUCGUGGACCCACAGUCUGCCCCGUCCCUCCAGCCCAGAGACCAGCGAGACCUCAGGCCCCGGCAGCACCACCUCUACCUCACUGGUCAUCAAGAACGAGAGUUAUGGAAAAGAAAGUAGUUUUGUGAGCUUCUCCUUGAAACCAGCAUCAGGAAACCAGGUGGUUCAACUGACUGCUUUCAAGCCUUCAGGCUGCUGAUGGAACUGGACACCAAGGCACAUGUAUCAUAUACACUGGUGGGAAGAAAGAAGAAUUGCACAGUGAAUAUCACAAACAGAUACACACAAUAGAUGCAUCCUCUCUCAUACACAAAUAGUAGUAGAUAGUGUAAAUAGACACACACACGCACACACACAGAAUUAAAGACUCAAAUAUGUACUCGCAAGCACGCACAAAAAGGCAGGAAGCGUAUUUUAGGAGGACAGUUCCUCCUCCACAGUGCCCCAGGGUCAGGAAUCAUCUGCUGUUUAUGAAAUGGCUGUUUUACAGAGGCAACACAACGUUUGUCGUAGAUUUCAGUUUAAUUUUCUGUUGGAGAGUGGCUGAUCACACCUUCAGGUUUUUUUACAAUAAUAUUUGUGUGUGUGUGUGUGUACUUUUUGUUUUUACAGACAUAACUAGACAGUAGUUAUUACUGUAAACUGGAUAUAAACCUUUGAAUCUAGGAUUAAAGGGUUUUACUACUGUAAGAAAUCAUAUGACCAGACAACAAGAUUGUGUUGUCAGUGUGAGAACGUGGAUAGUAGGAUGACAGAUCAUCUCAUAGAUCAACAGUAUUAGAUAGUAGAGAUAGGCUGCUGACUUACUGUGGACUGACUGGGCAGCUUAUAAAGAGACUUUAUGAAGCCUACCACCUGUUGUCCACCUACUGUAUCACCAGACAACCACUAUGUGUAUUUGAGGCUGUGCUAGCUGCAGCUUGGCUGUCUCCCCAAGUCUUUCCUCCCUCCCCUGGCCUCCCCUGGCCUCCCCUACCUUACAACAAGCAGCAGAAAUCCUGGCCUCUCCCUAUCUCCACUACAGGAAGGUGCGCUCUGAACCGAGACACAUUAUUCACUACAGCUCAAAUGGUUGCAUGACACGAUUUAAAUCCCACAGGGAGAGUGGUUUUAUCCCAAUACAAGAAUGGGGGCAAAUAUACUGUACUUUCUCGUUUGAUGUAAUUUUAUACUGUUAUGAUAUGGGGGGGUUAGUGUUAGGACAGACAAGCACACUACCAAUCACUUCCACACCUCAUGCCCAGGAGGCAGCAGCUCCCUGGCUCAAGUGCUCAGCCAGGAAGUCUUGUGGAUCCUUGUUAAGUGCUGAUUGGAAACAAGAGUGAGCCAGCUUGCAGAGCCGUGAGGCUGCUGGUUUGUCUUGGUAGCCAUGUGCACCCUUGGCUUUGUUUAGAAAAAAAUGUUGGUCAUGUUUUUUCCUUUUUGUAUAUAUUUAUUUUCAUCACCCCUUUGAACAAUCAGAGGGAGCUGGCCCUGGAUCUAAGGUUGCUGUCUCCUGGGUACAUGUACAUACAACACUGUCCUCAUACACUGAUUUCUCACAUAUAUACACAUCUUAAAUUAGGUUAGAGACCAGUUGACUAGACCUAAGACACCUAUACUUAGCGAGUGCAACAGUAUUAGCAUGCUAGUUCAUCUGUUUCGUGACAAUACAUUGUAAGAUUUGUAUGAAAACGAUAGGUUUUCCAAAGCCCUUAUACUUUGUUCCUCAAAAGUAUUGUUUAAUUACUGUUAAUGGCCUCCAAUCUUUGUGCCCUUUGUAGUCAUUGGCUGAAAUGUACAUUUACACAUGUAUUUGUGAAGUAGCACUGGCUUAUCAGCCAAAAACCACAGACUUUCACGUGACUAGGAAUUACAUUGUCACGACUCAUAAAUUGCUGCCACUAUCCUGGAUAGCCUCCCAAGUAUUUUAAAAGAAUGUAUUAGGUAUAUAUGACCCCAAUGUCAUUGAUAAAUUGCGGGAUAGUUCAAUAGAAAUGGACAACACAUAAGUAGAGCUUUACUUAAUUGCAUUUAUUGGUUUGAUGCUAUUACAAUAAAAUAUAUUUCAAGAAAAUAAA